Molecule: messenger RNA, 455 nt
Organism: Strongylus vulgaris
Lineage: Eukaryota; Metazoa; Nematoda; Chromadorea; Rhabditida; Strongylidae
Source: the annotation of a GenBank genome assembly
AUGAAUCUCCGGAUAUUGCACGACGACCAGGACCUUCCUCAAGGCUACACCUGCAGAUGCAAGCCGGAGUUCUUGGACCAAUCUCCUCAUCGUGCUACUCAUCCAGGCCGACUUUGUGUGCCACGUCCGACACCUCCUCCGCCCGAAUGCCGAAUAGAUGGUCCCAAUCAGUGCAAAGCUCACUUGAAUGAGGUCUGCCGUCUUGUGAAUGGCGAACCGAAAUGUGCCUGUCCAAUCAACUAUCAAAGAGACUCCGCCGUAAUCAACGAGUGCGAUUUUCCACAACUUGUUGACUGUCAUCCAUCAGCCGACUGCAUUGACCAACUCGUCGGAUACACAUGUCGCUGCAAGAGUGGUUUUAAGGAUAUUGGAGAUAAACCUGGCAGAAUGUGCAAACCUCGUAAGUUCAACCAUACGAGAAUAUUAUCAUCCAAAAGCUUCCUAAUCGAUUGAGC